UCACCGCCUGAAGUAAUAUUCAGCGAGCUACGCCCACUCAUGCCCUACAAGGUGCCCGGACAAGCUUUUCAAGCCAUCCUCUCCUACUCGCACCGUCAGCACGCAGCAUUCAAGAUGACGGAGGGUUUGGUGCCACACAAGGGCGGCUGCCACUGCGGCAGCGUCAAGUUUGAGGUGCGAGCUCCCCCUGUCCUACAGGUCAUCGAGUGCAAUUGUUCAAUCUGCGUAAAGAAGCAGAACCACCACUUCAUCGUACCAUCUACCAACUUCAAGCUCAUCAAGGGCCACGACGCGCUCAAGACUUACUCUUUCGGUACACACCAAGCCAAGCACUUCUUCUGCACCACCUGCGGCGUGCAGAGCUUCUACAUACCGCGCUCCAACCCUGAUGGUUAUGGUGAGACUUGCGUGUCCACAACCCUGAUGGUUAUGGUAGACUCGGACACCAUCAAGAAAACUAAAGUCGAGAAAUUCAACGGCAAGAAUUGGGACGAAGGCAUCAAGAAAAGCUCCCACAUCAAAGAGUAUUCAAAGGCAUCGUCCGCACAUUGAGUCAGCACCACAUAAAUUAAUUUAGAGAAAACACUUUAAGAUAACCGAGGCAUUUUAUUUAGUGUUGAGUCGGGGUCAUAUUACCUCUCUUAGGUAAUGCACGUUAUAAUGACCGAGGCAUAUUGCGUAUAGCGUAAUGCUCUACACUACAUUACAUACAGGCUGUUUGUUGUUAAGUCCGUCCUUAUUAAUCAUUAUUUUAUAAAAGAUCACGUAGAUAUAGGCCAUUUGUUAGCAUCAGAAUAGCCAAAUGCACAAUAAAAACAAUUGCUCGAAAUUCCUUUUUAUUAACUGAAUUUUUGAAUUGUUUGCGUACGCGUUGUUGUGAGUCUACAAAAAUUUCUUGUCAUGCAUUACAAUGUUCCCACCUUGGCUUCGAUCUAUGCUCAAAAAUAUUUUUCUGUUGGAUGAUAAUUUUGAUUUUGGUUUUGUGUAUAAAAUGAAAAUUUUCUUUGAUGAAAAUUUAUUUCAAUCCCAUUUUUCUGUGUCGCGCUCUCUUGCAGGAACAUUUUCUUUUGUUGUUGAAUCCUUUUCACUAACGUGUCUAUUUACUCGGCCAGUUGUUGUCAUCUUUUAUUAAUAAAUAGCUACUUUGAA
Messenger RNA from Hyalella azteca, 1149 nucleotides. RefSeq names its product centromere protein V-like. The record is from RefSeq and is a predicted model, not a curated record. Gene Ontology annotation, molecular function: carbon-sulfur lyase activity. The transcript has 5 exons. Bases 40 to 552 code for a protein of 170 amino acids. Lineage: Eukaryota; Metazoa; Arthropoda; Malacostraca; Amphipoda; Hyalellidae.